This is a messenger RNA of Sinocyclocheilus grahami, 3769 nucleotides long. RefSeq names its product amyloid beta (A4) precursor protein-binding, family B, member 2b (gene apbb2b). The coding region runs from base 317 to 2986 and encodes 889 amino acids. Gene Ontology annotation, molecular function: amyloid-beta binding; transcription factor binding. Lineage: Eukaryota; Metazoa; Chordata; Actinopteri; Cypriniformes; Cyprinidae. Gene Ontology annotation, cellular component: nucleus; cytoplasm. The transcript has 20 exons. Gene Ontology annotation, biological process: regulation of DNA-templated transcription. The record is from RefSeq and is a predicted model, not a curated record.
CUGCCUGUUUUCUCUCGCCCUCAGUGGGAUGUGCUUCACAGAACUGUGCCCUCUGUUUCUGAUUUGCACAGUUGGAUUAUUCAGAAGGUAGGAACCUCAUCUGAAUGUGACAAGCACCUCUACCUGCAGAGAUACAGAAUAGAUUUCUUGAGUGCUUCCAUGGUGAUAUACACAGCUGGUGCUGAUUGGCCAAAACCUUGAUGAGGCGCUGAUUUUACACCAUGGCCCAAAAGGCUUUGUGGAGUUACCCACAAUCCUUAGCUCCCUGAUUUACAUUGGCAGCGUCUCCGGCUCAACGAGAAAACCUGUACAAGCCAUGAUGUCAGUCUGCGUGCCCUCGCCACGUAACCCCUCCCCCUCUGUGGACGUAGCCAAUCACAACGGGCCCUCUGCAACUCCACCCACUUCCCUCAGCCUGCUUUCCUCACACAAUCAACUGCUUAGUGGUGAUGUCAUCAAACAGGGCCAGGUCACGCCCCCAAAGUGCCGGAAGAAGUACGCACUCACAAGCAUUCAGAGUGCGAUGGGACUGGGCGAAGGCAUGACACCACCUUCGUCAUCUUCAGCGACAACUGCCAACCCUAAACUGGCCAAAAAUGGUGCAAAUCAGUUACGUAAAGCUGCAGAGCGACAGGAUCACAACAAGAACACCACCGAAGAAGACGAAGAUGGAAACACAGCUGGCGAAUCAGAGCUCAACAUCGAUGAUGAGUUGAGGAAUGUUGAGGAUUUAAGCCUCGACAGCGAGUCUAACGUCGACGACGUUCACAGUGACUUUGACCUGAACAACGAGCUUGUUGACGAGGAAGUAAAUGAGUUAAUUGAUGAGGACACUAAUGAGGAGGAUCUUGUGGAGAAUUGUGAUGACCUGCUCAUUCUGUCUGAGAAAACGGAGAUUGUUUCAGACAGGAAGUCACCCGAGCACCUUAAGACCAAGAGUUGCCUGGAGUCGUGCCUGGAUGACCUGUCGUAUGAACUGUCUGACGCGCAGGAUGAGGAUGUCACUAAGCCUUUGCUGGAAAAAGAGAAAAAUCCUUGUCCCUUGUCUCCAAGUAAACCGCACAGCCCUGAGGACACGCCCCUCCUGUCUGUCGGCUCUUCAUCUUCCUCUUCCUCACCGGAGACGAAAAAAGACCGACCACGGACGGGAGCCAAGACAGACCGGGCACUAAACCGCAUCCAGAACCUUCCACACAGUGACGAGGAGUCCAGCUGGACCACGUUGUCACAGGACAGUGCAUCACUGGGCUCACCAGAAGAGAGCGAUAUCUGGGGGGAGCAGUCAUUUCAGACAGACCCUGAUUUGCCUCCAGGAUGGAAGAUGAUGACAGACAUGGCUGGUAUUUAUUACUGGCACAUUCCAACGGGCACCACACAGUGGGAGAGACCCGCCCCAUGCCAUCCGGUGCCAACUGGACCCAGCCAUGCCAGCCGCAAACACUCCUUGGGCUCCCUGUCUCCCUCGCCCACUCCAGAUCACGAGUCGAUGUCUCAUGCCGACAUAUUUUUCGGAGCUUCGAGUCGUUCAGGCAGCACCACUUCCGACAGCUCGUGUGACCCCGCCCCCAUCCCGUCUUCUUCAUGUCUGGACCCUACCCCUAUCCUGUCCUCAAACUCUUCCUCAUCCUCUGACGGCAAUGUUCCUUCCUGUGGAUUUGUCAACAGCUGCUACUUUCCUCGGUCCUCAUCCCUACAGAUAAUGCUAGGGAAGGAUAGACACUCUGAGGCACGCCAUCGGGAAGAGGACAAGAAACAGCCAUGGAGUGAUUUUGCUGUGGGAAAGAUUGAUAGUGAGAUCUGGAAGGAUCUACAGGCAGCCACAGUAAACCCUGACCCCAGUCUGAAAGAGUUUGAAGGCGCAACUCUCCGCUACGCCUCCCUCAAGCUACGAAACCCUGCUCCCUUGGAAGAGGAAGAUUCCAGCUGCAUUAACAGUGACCCUGAAGCCAAGUGUUUUGCUGUGCGCUCUCUUGGCUGGGUAGAGAUGGCUGAAGAGGACUUGGCUCCGGGUAAAAGCAGCGUCGCUGUUAACAACUGCAUUCGUCAACUGUCUUACUGCAAGAAUGACAUACGAGACACUGUGGGCAUCUGGGGAGAGGGGAAGGAUAUGUACCUCAUUCUGGAGAAUAACAUGCUGAAUCUGGUUGACCCAAUGGAUCGUAGCGUUCUACACUCUCAGCCAAUCGCAAGCAUCCGUGUGUGGGGCGUUGGUCGCGAUAAUGGAAGAGAGAGGGAUUUUGCAUAUGUAGCGCGAGAUAAGGACACCCGGAUAUUAAAAUGUCAUGUGUUCCGCUGUGACACCCCUGCCAAAGCCAUCGCAACAAGUCUGCACGAAAUCUGCUCCAGGAUCAUGACAGAGCGCAAGAAUGCCAAAGCUAUGGCUGGAGGAUCCCUACAGGACAGAACACAUGCUGGGCUCGACGUCCCGCUACAAGCAGAGUUCCCCACACCAAAGACUGAACUGGUGCAGAAAUUCCAGGUGUUGUACGUUGGCAUGAUGCCGGUUGCCAGACCUAUAGGCAUGGACAUUCUCAAUGGUGCAAUAGACAGUUUGAUAACAUCAUCAAUUCGAGAUGACUGGGUCCCUGUGAUGUUGAAUGUAGCCGAUGCGACAGUCACAGUCAUCAAAGAAAAGGAGGAAGAGGAGGUCCUAGUGGAGUGUCGUGUGCGUUUCCUGUCAUUUAUGGGAGUUGGGAAAAAUGUGCAUUCAUUCGCAUUCAUCAUGGACUCUGGGAACCAGCACUUUGAGUGUCAUGUGUUUUGGUGUGAUCCCAAUGCUGGCAGUGUGUCGGAGGCUGUUCAGGCCGCAUGCAUGUUGAGGUAUCAUAAGUGUCUGGUGGCACGCCCUCCAUCUCAGAAAGCCUGCUCACAAGCACCCCCUGCAGAUUCAGUCACUCGCCGCGUCUCCACCAGCGUCAAACGUGGAGUUCUUUCCCUCAUCGACACGCUCAAACAGAAGAGACCAGUCACUGAGCUCCCCCAGUGAUCUGACACACAAGCACACAUUCGCACCGUCACGCUCUGCAUGCUAAUAGCUAUCAGAAUGUCCUGUACAUAUCUGUCCAGUCAAAGAAAAACUCGAGGACGAAAACGGUCUAAAAAUAUGAAACAAGUAAUUAUCAAAUGAGCUGAUGCCAAGAAAAUACACCCUUUACUCACACACUCACAAACACACACCUAAUCCAAUAUCUACAAGCCUCUCUCUUCCGUCUCCCAUAUGUCAGUCAUGCGUAUAUCUGCAUGGGAAGCCACGCGUCUCCAGCAUGACUGUAACCAACAGGCUUGGCCCAUCUAUAAGCACCACCCUAUCUGGACAAAGCCUGCUCAAAGAGAUCAUUUGAAGAAAGCUUGUGUAAUUCAAAAAGAACCAAUACGACUGCUUCACUCAACCGAGCUUUUUCAUAUUGUCACAGUUCAUCGGUGUCGCAUGACCGUAUGUGUGUGCGGGUGUGUAGAGGAGCUUGAUGCUGCUUCAUUUGCUAACGGAUGUUCACAAGUGUCAUAAAAGCUAUUUUUUGUUGCAUUCUUUAUUAUCCUGAUGAACACAAAACAAGAAUGGGUGGAUGAGAGGAACUGUGCACUGUGUUCCAUUCAAAGUUGGAUGACGGAUGUUCUUACUUGAUAUCUUCUGACCAAGGUGCUCCAAUGUUCAGUGCUCAAAAGGUGCGGUAACAUUAGCGAUGUUUUGGCGAAAAUUUGGACCAUUGUUAAUUGUCAGUAGUGCAGCGAUGUAUGAAGCACAACUCGCGUAAAAGUUGCUUUCAAACCA